Messenger RNA from Microthlaspi erraticum, 822 nucleotides. Lineage: Eukaryota; Viridiplantae; Streptophyta; Magnoliopsida; Brassicales; Brassicaceae. The record is from the annotation of a GenBank genome assembly.
AUGGCUAUGCAAAUUGGGUUAUCGAAGAUUUUGAUUUUAGCUGGAGCAGGUUACACUAGUACGAUUCUGGUGAAGAAUGGAAAAAUGGCGGAUAUUUUGGGGGAGCUACGGGAUUUGGUUAAGCGAUAUGAGAAAUCCGGAAAUCAUUCAAACGACGAUUCUGAUGCCAUGACUAGUGAGAUGCAAAGGUUAGCUAUGGACAUUCGUCAUUAUGCCUCGUCGCGGCAGAUAACUGUCGUUAAUGGUGGUCAAGGAGCUGACUAUACACCGUUAAUAGUCCCGGCAGCGACACUGGGAGCUAUAGGCUAUGGCUAUAUGUGGUACAAGGGGAUUUCGUUUUCUGACAUCAUGUGCAUAACAAAGCAGAAUAUGGACAAUGCGGUGGCGAAUUUGACAAAGCACUUGGACACUGUUUCAGAAGCUAUUUCUAAUGCUAAGAAGCACUUGUCCGACCGGCUUCAGAGGGUUGAUAAUAAGCUGGACUUGCAGAAGGAUCUCUUGAAGGGAGUCCAAGAUAAUGUUGGUUUGGCUCUUGAGGAUCUUGCUAAGAUUGGAGAUGAUUUUGAGGCAAUGCAUAACAUGUUUGGUGGUAUGGGUGGAAAAUUGGAUAGUAUUGAAUACAAGCAGAAUAUUGCAAAUAUGGGUUUAAUGUAUCUAUGCGACUCUUUGGGUGGAGAGAAUCACAAGAUGCCGGAUAUUCUGAUUCAGGAGAAGCUACGACUCUCUGGGAAGUCGAAGACAUGUAUAGUACUUACAAAUGAAGAAACUUCAAGCUCACAGGAUUUGAAAGAAAGCGAUAAGAUAGAGCUACUUGAAGGCUGA